Molecule: messenger RNA, 759 nt
Organism: Lolium rigidum
Lineage: Eukaryota; Viridiplantae; Streptophyta; Magnoliopsida; Poales; Poaceae
Product: agamous-like MADS-box protein AGL61
Exons: 3
Coding region: 1-759 (252 amino acids)
Biological process (GO): regulation of transcription by RNA polymerase II
Molecular function (GO): protein dimerization activity; RNA polymerase II cis-regulatory region sequence-specific DNA binding; DNA-binding transcription factor activity, RNA polymerase II-specific
Source: RefSeq, a predicted model, not a curated record
AUGGGGAUCGAGCGAAUGGAGCCGUUUCUCGACCGUCUUCCUCGCACGCGCGCGACGGGGAUGUCCCUUCAGGCGUGGUGCGGUCGCAGUGGAUGGUGGGGCCCUCAGGUGGGGACGGUCGGAACAGAGCAGAUACAUCAGCUUAGGAAAAUGAAAACACGGCGUGGAGGGACGGGGAGGAAGCGGAUCGACACGGCGAGGCUCAUCCAGAACCCGGCCGCUCGCCAGGUCGCCUUCUCCAAGCGCCGCAAUACGCUCUUCAACAUGGCCGGCGACCUCUCGGCGCUCUGCGGCGUGCAGACCGCCGUCGUCGUCUUCUCCUCCUCCGCUCGCGGCAACUGCUACGCCUUCGGAAGCCCCUCCGUCGACGCCGUCCUCCGCCGACUUGACGGCGUCGCUCUUCCCGCCGUCGGAGAGGAAGAAGAAGACGCCGCCACUCUGAUGGCGUUGCGGACGGAGCUGGAGGACACCAAGGCGCGCGUCGAGGCGGAGAAGGCUCGGACCAAGGCCGUCGAGGACGGCGCGAAGCGGGCGAUGGAGGCGGCUAGGACGCCCCGUUGGUGGGAGGCUGACGUCAAUGCGCUCGGUGCGGCGGAGCUGCCCGAGUUUGAGGCGGCGCUCUGCCGACUCCGGGACGCCGUUCUACGCCACGCUGACUCGAUGCAUGCAGCAGACCAGAACGGUGCAUCCGUUCUUGAUACUACCGGCCGCGUCGAUGACGCGCUGCAUGCCGACCAUACUCUCUAUCUCAACAACUAG